UUUCAUAUUUGACAACAUUUUUAAGAGAAAAAUCUGAGGCGUUAUUGGUAGCUAAGAUUUUGGCGCGGCGGAUUCUGUGUUACGUUCUGCUCUCCAACAUCCUCUGUGUUCGCCGCCAACUUGGGAAUCUCAUUGAUCCGUCAACCAAAACCCUCCGUUUGUUUGCGUGAUUCUUAAGGAAUCCAGUCAACUCAAGUCCACUCCAAUCUUACGUUUCUACAACUGUUUUUGGUUGCCGGAAUUUAGGGUUUCCGUCGCAGCUCUAAGCUGCUCCGUUCCCAACCCAAAUAUUCUCCUCUGGGUAUGCCCCUGUUCAUCAGUUUUUCCAAUCUUUGUGGAAACAGAAUUGUCAGUCGUUCCACGGUCACUAUUGGGUUUGUUUGAAGCCGUUCGAUGAGUUGAGAGAGUGAGAGCAUGGCAAGACAGCUGCCCCAAAAUCAUCUUGCGAAUCACAUUCCAGGAACUACACCUAGCCUUUGUGUGCAGGAGGAGCAUCUGCUCUCUGCACGAAAAUGGUAUUUCUGCAAACAGGAAAUUGAAAAUCAUUCGCCCUCCAGGAAGGAUGGAAUUGAUUUCAAAAAAGAGUCUCAACUGCGGAAGUCAUAUUGCUCAUUUCUGCAAGAGCUUGGAAUGAAACUGAAAGUGCCUCAAGUAACAAUUGCAAGUGCCAUGAUGCUAUGCCACCGGUUCUAUAUGCGUCAAUCCCAUGCUAAAAAUGACUGGCAGACAAUUGGAACUGCAGGUAUCUUUCUUGCCUGUAAGAUUGAAGAAACACCCCGGUUUCUGAAUGAUGUUGUUGUUGUGGCUUACGAGUUGAUAUUCAAAUGGGAUCCUUCUGCCUCUAAAAGAAUCAGACAAAAGGAAGUUUUCAACAAACAAAAGGAAUUAAUCUUGAUUGCAGAGAGGCUUCUAUUGUCAACACUUGCAUUUGAAGUUGAUAUUCAACUUCCCUACAAGCCACUUGUUGCUGCUCUAAAAAGAUUGGGAAUGGCAGCUGACCUUGGGAAGGUGGCCUGGAAUUUUGUAAAUGAUUGGCUUUGUACAACGCUGUGCUUGGAGUACAAACCCCAUUACAUUGCAGCAGGCUCAAUAUUUCUUGCUUCCAAAUUUCAAAAGGUGAAAUUGCCUUCGGAUAAGGGAAAGGUUUGGUGGAUGGAGUUUGAUGUUUCGCCAAAACAGUUACAAGAGGUUAUACAGCAAAUGUUGAAGCUAUUUGAGAAAGAUAGAAAACAAAGCCUACCACCUUCAAAAGAGAAACCUCACCAGCCAGAAGUUUUAGAUGGACAGACAAGGGUUGAUAGUUCCCAAUCAUGUAUAUCCAGCGUGACAGUUUCUGAUCAGAGUCAUGAAGCCAUGACAGAGUCCAGUGAGUGCAAUAAGUCUGUAAUGCCUAAUUGUUGCCACAAUCAGCAAAAUAUAAAUCACAGUAUCAGUCCUGUGGAAGUUUUACCCUGCCAAACAAGCGACACGGGAAGUUCAAGUAGUGUCAUUGACAAUGGUGAUACUGGGAUUUGUCAGAAUACUGAGGAAAAUUAUUCUGAUCACAUCACACUGUCAACAACUGUUCCUAUUCCAGUUUCUAAGGACUGCAAAAAGAUAAACUUAUUUCAAAUCAGAGAGGCAAUAAAGAGAAGACGACUUUCUAGAGCUACAAGUACGAAGGAAGUACAGCCCAUGAGUCCAGACAUUGACGGCGAAGCAUGGAUAGAAAAAGAGCUGGAACAGGGAAUAGAGCUAGAAUACGAAUCCUCAUUAAAUAAGAAAAGAAAGGCAUCUUGAAAUUGGGAAUGAAUUUCUACUUACGGAUAAAGUAUCAUCAAUAUUUUUCUUGUCAGAGCUUUUGAUUAAUUCCAGAAAUUCUUCAAACUGUAAGUAUUAAGAGGGCACUUUCAGCUUAUUAUUCAUUCUUUGUCUCCCCCCCUCCCCCCCCCCCCCCCCCCCCAAAAAAAAAAAAAAAAAAAAAAAAAAAAAAAACUCUUAUGUAGUCUAAUAACGUACCACUCCAUUGAUAAGUAAGUGUACAUGUUUAUGCUGAAGUGUAUUUAUAUAACAAUUUUCUAUUUGUUCUGUUGAGAA
This is a messenger RNA of Cucumis melo (muskmelon), 2076 nucleotides long. Its product is annotated as cyclin-T1-3-like. The transcript is spliced from 7 exons. Bases 415 to 1779 code for a protein of 454 amino acids. Gene Ontology annotation, molecular function: cyclin-dependent protein serine/threonine kinase activator activity. Gene Ontology annotation, cellular component: nucleus; cyclin/CDK positive transcription elongation factor complex. Gene Ontology annotation, biological process: regulation of transcription by RNA polymerase II; positive regulation of DNA-templated transcription, elongation. Lineage: Eukaryota; Viridiplantae; Streptophyta; Magnoliopsida; Cucurbitales; Cucurbitaceae. The record is from RefSeq and is a predicted model, not a curated record.